AAGCUCCGCCCACCCCCGAUCGCCCGUCCGCAAUCCCCCUUCCCGCCACGACACUCUGAAGCUCGCAGCAUUCACCCUGGAAUAGUAAACUGUGGCACCUUUGGACCGAGGAUCAUGCAGAGAGCUUCACGCCUGAACAAAGAGCUGAAACUGCUAGCCACAGAGCCUCCCCCAGGCAUUAUGUGCUGGCAAGAAACAAGCCAAAUGGAUGAACUCCGAGCCCAGAUCCUGGGUGGGGCCAACACACCCUAUGAAAAAGGAAUCUUCAAGCUGGAAGUGGUCAUCCCCGAGAGGUACCCCUUUGAACCCCCGAAAAUCCGCUUUCUGACUCCCAUAUAUCAUCCCAAUAUUGACUCCGCUGGAAGGAUUUGCCUUGAUAUCCUCAAACUUCCCCCAAAGGGAGCCUGGAGGCCAUCGCUCAACAUUUCCACAGUGCUGACCUCCAUCCAGCUGCUCAUGUCAGAGCCUAACUCCGAUGACCCUCUCAUGGCUGAUAUAUCCUCGGAGUUUAAGUACAAUAAGCCAGCUUUCCUUGAGAAUGCCAGGCAGUGGACAGAGAAGUACGCGAGUCAGAAGCAGAAGUCCAACAAGAGUGAGGAGGAGGGGAGCCCAGUGGAGACCAGAAAGCCCUCAGUGCCUGCAGCCACCGAGAAGAGAAAAGGCGACAAGCUGGAGGGGCACAAGAAGAAAUCUCGCCUGGACGUCUAGACUCCGUGUUUAAAGACCAUCACCCUAAUCCUUGUUCUUCCUCGGUGUUUCGCUUUCCGCCAGUGUUUUGUCCCUAGUUCUGUUGAGUGUUAUUCUUUGUUUUCCAGGAGAUUGGAUUUUUUUUCUAUAAAACAUGUUCUGUUUAUUUAUGUAUACUGCAAAAGAACGAUUCUCCGAAUAUCGCUUAUUUAUUCUGUACAUACGUAUUUUGGUGCUUUUAACAUGAAAAAUAAAUAACACGAAGUUGGGAUAAGCA
Molecule: messenger RNA, 964 nt
Organism: Ornithorhynchus anatinus (platypus)
Lineage: Eukaryota; Metazoa; Chordata; Mammalia; Monotremata; Ornithorhynchidae
Gene: UBE2T
Product: ubiquitin conjugating enzyme E2 T
Exons: 7
Coding region: 115-708 (197 amino acids)
Source: RefSeq, a predicted model, not a curated record